Oikopleura dioica is the source of this 978-nucleotide messenger RNA. Lineage: Eukaryota; Metazoa; Chordata; Appendicularia; Copelata; Oikopleuridae. The record is from the annotation of a GenBank genome assembly.
AUGUCAAAGAAAACAACGACGAUCUCAACGACUUCAACAACAACUCAUGUGGUGGAGACUAUUCCUACAAAUUUUACUCCCUCAAGAACGACAUUUCUACAUGAGUCGCUAAAUAAUUACAACAUCUCUGUCGAUAGUAUCUUUGUGGAUGCGAUUCUAGUCAUUUCUUCCUCUAACGCAUUUUUGUAUCGAUGGAUGGAGAGCAAUGAAGUUGGCGGUGAAAGUGUAGACCAGUUGAAGAUUUCUUCUGAUGGUUACAACCAGUAUGGAUCGUGUUCUGCCAUUUACAAAGGACAUGCUUUGUUCUUCGGUGGACAAGGGCGUCUCGCACGUUCAAUUCACCUCUUAACCGGUUGUUCUAUAAUUCCGAUAUCUGGAGAACUGCCCAUACCGAUGAGUUUUCAUUCUUGCUCAGUAAGCUUCGACGCUGUUUACCUGUGCGGUGCAUGGGAAGAUAGGAGAGCUUGCUACAUCUUUGACGAUGAUAGAAUUAGAGCGAUUCAAGGCACUAAAAGUGGGCAUACACUUGCGGCUAUGGUCACUUACAGAAUGUACCCUGUUAUUAUCGCUGGCCAAGACGUGUACGACGAAUAUACAAACAAAGUAGAGGUUUAUGGAGGGUAUGAAUGGAAUUACGGAGCAGACCUACCAACAAACUUACGUUUUCAUUCUGCUAUUGCUAUCCACGAGAAAAUAUUCGUUUUUGGAGGCUACUUUUAUGGAAUCAAGGACUUCGUCAUCGAGUAUGACGGAUACAGAUGGCGACGCAGAUCAAGUUUAGUCGAACCACGUUAUGACCAUUCUAGCGUUCGAAUCGGAUCAAGAAUCUUUCACGUUGGAUCGUCACGAACAAACAUGCCUAUUGAAAGCUGGGAUGCAAUUUCAGAUGAGCGAAAAGAUAGUUCCAGUUAUUUGUACGGUGUCAAGCGACCAUUUCUUCUGCCUGUCAAAUUCUCAGACUUUGGCUCCUGCUUCUAA